GCAUAAAAAUCAGAGGACAAAUGGUUGCAGGUGUGGAGUCCUCACUGGUUUUCAAGUUAACUAACGUCAGGUUUUCUGCAAAAAUGAUCAACCAGAUCAGUUUUAGCAUUGCAGUGGUGUUUCUAGGAUAUGUGGGAGCCUCCACAAUUAAAGGUGUUCCAGGUUGCUGGACUAACUGGUUUAAUCAAGACACCCCUAAAGGAACUGGUGACUUUGAGACUUUUGGUCAACUAAUGAGAAGGUACCCAGCAGAAAUCUGUAUCCACCCUCUCAGUAUUGAGGCUGUCACUACUACAGGGAUCCCAGCUGAGAAAACUGGGCAAAAACUGUCUGUAUACUCUGUGAAAGACGGCUUGAUUUGCCUCAAUCAGAACCAGAAAUCUGGCACCUGCUUUGACUACAAAGUUCGCUUCGAGUGCAUAUGUCCUCUACACUGUCUCGACACCUGCUAAUGACCUGAUUUAAAAUCUGCCUUAUUUCAAACUCGUCUUAAUCAUUAAUGGUAUUACAAUCAGAAA
Molecule: messenger RNA, 518 nt
Organism: Nematolebias whitei (Rio pearlfish)
Lineage: Eukaryota; Metazoa; Chordata; Actinopteri; Cyprinodontiformes; Rivulidae
Product: cartilage intermediate layer protein 1
Exons: 6
Coding region: 21-452 (143 amino acids)
Source: RefSeq, a predicted model, not a curated record